This is a messenger RNA of Nestor notabilis (Kea), 637 nucleotides long. RefSeq names its product guanine nucleotide binding protein (G protein), beta polypeptide 2-like 1 (gene RACK1). The transcript is spliced from 6 exons. The record is from RefSeq and is a predicted model, not a curated record. Gene Ontology annotation, biological process: positive regulation of protein phosphorylation; rescue of stalled cytosolic ribosome. Gene Ontology annotation, molecular function: protein kinase C binding; ribosome binding; translation regulator activity. The annotation marks the transcript as partial. Lineage: Eukaryota; Metazoa; Chordata; Aves; Psittaciformes; Psittacidae. Gene Ontology annotation, cellular component: cytosol; nucleus.
CGGCACCACCACCCGUCGCUUUGUGGGUCACACCAAGGAUGUCCUGAGCGUCGCCUUCUCCUCGGACAACCGGCAGAUCGUGUCAGGCUCCAGGGAUAAGACCAUCAAGCUCUGGAAUACUCUGGGGGUCUGCAAGUACACGGUGCAGGAUGAGAGCCACUCGGAAUGGGUGUCCUGCGUCCGCUUCUCGCCCAACAGCAGCAACCCCAUCAUCGUGUCCUGCGGCUGGGACAAGCUGGUCAAGGUCUGGAAUUUGGCCAACUGUAAGCUGAAGACCAACCACAUCGGGCACACGGGUUACCUGAACACGGUGACGGUGUCCCCUGAUGGCUCCCUUUGUGCCUCCGGGGGAAAGGAUGGACAGGCUAUGCUGUGGGACCUCAAUGAGGGCAAACACCUCUACACGCUGGACGGGGGGGACAUCAUCAAUGCCCUGUGCUUCAGCCCCAACCGCUACUGGCUCUGCGCUGCCACCGGGCCCAGCAUCAAGAUCUGGGAUCUGGAAGGGAAAAUCAUCGUGGAUGAGCUGAAGCAGGAGGUGAUCAGCACCAGCAGCAAAGCGGAGCCGCCCCAGUGCACGUCCCUGGCCUGGUCUGCGGAUGGGCAGACGCUCUUUGCGGGAUACACGGAUAACCUG